GAUGACCCCUGUUGAAACUACAGUUGGAGGCACAACCGCACAAUCAGAAACAACCCCUACCCAAGGACAAACUUCCACUCGUGUCCCUGCAACACAAGAGCCAACCACCACCCAAAUGCCUGAGACUCAAGGGCCAACCACAACCCACAUCUUUGCCUCUCAAGAACCAACCUCGACCCAUGUGGUCACGACUCAUGGGCCAACCUCCAGCCAUGUUCCUUCAACUCAAGCACCAACUACCACCCAUAACUCAACCCCUACUCGUGAGCCAACCAGCACCCAUGUGACCACGACUCAUGAGCCAACCCCUACCCAAGGACAAACUUCCACUCGUGUCCCCGCAACACAAGGGCCAACCACCACCCAAAUGCCUGAGACUCAUCAGCCAACCACAACCCAUGUCCUUUCAUCUCAAGGAGCAACCCCGAGCCAUGUGGCCACGACUCACGGGCCGACCUCCUCCCGUGUUCCUGCAACUCAAGGACCAGCUGCUCCAAAUCCAACAACUCCAGUCGCAGUCUCCACAUCGCCUCCACCAGUUGUUGUCCUGUCAGCAACUUUGGAGGAACCCUUUGUGGAAGCAUUCAAUAAUGUCAGCAGUGUGCAAUAUCUCGCUCUUGAGACCAGAGUUGUCACAUCGUGUGAUGCCAUCUACAGGCAGAGAUUCGGUUUUAUCUUCAUUCGGACCUUCAUUAUUCGGAUUUUCCAGGCUGUGGUGGUUACACGAAUGGGAAACACGCAAAUUGAGUUGGGACUGGAGUUCAGCAACACAUCAUCGACUCCCACGGAUGAGGAUGUUGUCACCACCUUAGAAGACGCCUUGGCUCAGCCCAACAACACGUUCAACGUCAGCCUCGUCGCCAACACCCUUCAAGUCAUUCGAUCCCCGCCAAGAACCGAUUCAACAACCGCCAAAGCCGACACCACGGUGGCUCAAGUGACGACGGCAACGAGGAAUCCCGCUUCCAGCAGUACGCCGCUCACCACGCGUACUCUGAGGUUUACAUCCGUUGGUGAGACGUUCACGAGCGACUUACUCAAUCAGUCGUCUCCUGCGUUUAUCGUCCGAGCGCUAAUCAUCAGGCUGACGCUUGAGCCACUCUACACAGCCACAUUUUCCUCAUUUAAAGACUUGACAGUAACAUCAUUCAGAAACGGCUCCAUUAUCAACUUACUGGACCUGAGAUUCAUAACUGGGUCAGUGCCCAGCAGUAACGCCAUUGCCAGCGUAUUGAUCAACGCUGCGGCCAACAUCACCACCUUUAACGUGGACACAUCGUCCAUUUUUGUGGACGGCACACUAGUUUCAAGCAGCGCGAGCCAGAAGACGAGCCUCAUCGCCACAUCCGGGAUGGUGCUGUUGUCGUGGUUAGCAGUGGUGGCACAUUUGGGCCUGUUCGUCAACUAAGCGUGAGGGGGGCCCAACAAAGGUCCCUGCGGACUUCCGUAUCGCUUAAGUUAUACGUGUAUGGUAAUUUUACAUGAGUACAUGGAUUUCUGGGAAUCUAUAACAUGAUGCACACCGGUGUAAGUAUUAAAGCUUUUGUACACUGUAUACAAAUUGAAUCCUUUGGAGACCGUGUAAAAUUAAAGCUUUUCGACCAGGGUUUCUCGAAAGAGUCUCAAGACAGGACAGGACAGACAAAUAGAUAGAUUUGGCUGUUUGAUAUUGGGACCAUACAGACUGAGACCUUUGCUCCCACCGCCGUAAUUUUGGAAUUCUGGAUUGAAAUGGUCAAUGGGCCAGAUGUGGCCCACAGGCCGUAGUUUGCCCACACCUACUGCAGACACGAUAAGAAUUCGAGUCUUUUUUUCCAUUGUAUGUAAAUUAAGUCUUUGCACAGAAGAAUUCAAGCCUUUGGAGACUAUAAUAAUGAAAAUUUUCGGACACAGUAUGAUUCCCCCCCCGCCCGUAUGUAAAACGUUACAUAAAAAAAUAGGAAGAACUCUAAUAUCGCCUAACACUGUGCUCCAUUAAUUUUUUGUCUGCCCACUGUCAUUGUACAAAUUAAAACCUUCGAACACCGGAUAAGAAUUAAUGAACAGUACACAUGAUAAUUUAGAUAUUGAUUAUAUGGCAUUUCUGAGAUUCUACAUUUUAAAAUAAUAAUCUCAAAAUCUGUGUAGUAACCAUAUAGUGUAUCAAUCUGGGUUCUUUGUUAAAUGUGUAUUUUGAUAAUUGUGUUUAUACGUUCACUAAUAAACAAUGUG
Syngnathoides biaculeatus (alligator pipefish) is the source of this 2211-nucleotide messenger RNA. RefSeq names its product mucin-2-like. The coding region runs from base 2 to 1408 and encodes 468 amino acids. The transcript is spliced from 7 exons. Lineage: Eukaryota; Metazoa; Chordata; Actinopteri; Syngnathiformes; Syngnathidae. The record is from RefSeq and is a predicted model, not a curated record.